AUGAACCGCUGUCCCGUGAUGAACUCGCAGUACGACGUCGAGCGGCGGUCCCGGUGCCCGGCGGCGGCGAUACACCAGCCGUCGCCCGACACCGAUGACUUGCACGUUUGUGAGCGAAUCGUCGUCAUGUUCAUACAGCUCAAGAACUAUCUGGGCUCGUAUUGGCUGGUCCCAUGGUUUUUCGUCUACAUCUACCCCAGCAUACUUGUCUAUGAAUCUUAUGGUUUUAUUGGGCCAUUUGUUUAUUGCAACAUUGUUCAGAUACUAUUUUUUAUUGUAUUUGAAUUUUGGGAUGAAAGUUUUAAUUGGACACCAUUACAUGAUACCGUAAGAACAUACUCAUCACAAAUUCUUGGACAUCAACUCAUUACAAAAAGUGUUGAUGAAAUGAUUUUGUUUUGUAUUUGGGUUUUAUCUUGGGCUGCAGUCCCUUCUAUAUGUUAUGCAAAUGAACAUAUAUUUGAAUUACCUAUUGAUCGUCUGGAACGGUUAACUUCAUAUUUGUCUAUGAUGACUGUUACAUUCAUAUUGGCUUAUGUUAUCAUUUUACUUUGGAUUGACAUGAAUUUGUUAGAAAUAAAAUCAAGUAUAAAUAAUCGUAACCCAAAUUCAAAAGUUUCAUCAUAUAAAUAUGACCUUAUAGAUGAUUUAAUUGAACCUGACGACAUACCUGAUUUGGAAACUGUGUAUGAAGAUAUCUCUAUUACAAAUGAGUUCAAAAUAGAUAACGCAUUUCUGGACUUUUCAGAAGCAGUAAAUGAAAAUAUUAUUGAAAGUGAAGAAUUUCGUAAUUCUAGAAUAGUUGAACAAGGUGAAGAAGCUAAAGAACAAGAAAUGGAUGUUAUAUCCUUGUCAUCAAGCACAUUAAGUGACUUUGAUGUAAUAACUGAGGAAGAAUUAGAUUUACUCAAGUAG
Messenger RNA from Macrosiphum euphorbiae (potato aphid), 915 nucleotides. The record is from the annotation of a GenBank genome assembly. Lineage: Eukaryota; Metazoa; Arthropoda; Insecta; Hemiptera; Aphididae.